Messenger RNA from Durio zibethinus, 3999 nucleotides. RefSeq names its product putative disease resistance protein RGA1. The record is from RefSeq and is a predicted model, not a curated record. Gene Ontology annotation, molecular function: ADP binding. Lineage: Eukaryota; Viridiplantae; Streptophyta; Magnoliopsida; Malvales; Malvaceae.
ACUUACCUACGAACUUUCUUCCUCAUUUUGUCCAACCAACACCACCCAGGAGUCUCGCGUUGCUUCAAAAGGAAAACAAUUGCUACCAUCAUUCCCACCGCUCGCUGCUUGGCACCUACAGCCACUACUACCGCCGCCGCCGCCGCCGCCGCCGCCACCAUUUGCAAUUCUCCUGAUUCUCAUCGCAUUUACUUUCAGUGGUAACAACAAAAGCAAUGGCAAAAGCACUUCUUUCCAUGAUCCUGGGGCAGUUGGAUGGUUUGUUCAUUCCGGAAGAGAUAAAGCAACAUGUUGGAUUGGCUGUUGAUCUUGAAGAAGAAAUCCAUAAACUCACCAGCAACUUUGAGGCCAUACAAGCUGUUCUUGAAGAUGCAGAAAGAAGACAGGUGAAGGAUGCCAGCGUGAGAUAUUGGUUAUGUAAGCUCAAAAGUAUUUCCUACGAUGUGGAGGAUGUGUUGGAUGAGUGGAAUACUGCGAAAUUCAAAUCAGAACUUCAGAAACAAGAAAGAGCAGCUGAACAUGCUCCUUUGCUGAAGAAGCUAUGCUACAGUUUGUCCUUCUCUUCCACUCAAAUCAUGCUACAUCACAACAUUGCUGUGAAGAUCAAAGAAUUGAAUGACCGAUUAGACUUUGUUGCUGCUGAGAAAGAUAGGUACAAGUUCGAACUAGGGAGGGGAGUUCAUGAGGAACCUGAACAUCGAAUAACUACCUCUUUCAUAGAUGUUACUGAGGUAUAUGGUAGAGAUCAAGAAAAGAAUGCUGUUUUAAAGAUAUUGUUGGAAGAGAAUAAUGAAAAAGCAUCCAAAGUUCAAAUUAUCUCUAUAUUAGGGAUGGGAGGAAUCGGGAAAACUACUCUUGCCCGACUAGUCUACAAUGAUAAUGCUGUGGAUAAUCAUUUUGACAAAAAAAUGUGGGCGAGUGUCUCGGAUCCUUUUGAUGACAUCAAGAUCGCCAAAGGAAUUCUUGAAGCUCUUGGAGAUGCUACAAACUUUGUUGAAUUACAAACUCUUCUACAUCAAAUUAGGAAGGCAAUUGUAGGAAAAAAGUUUCUUCUUGUUUUAGAUGAUGUGUGGAAUGAAGAUGACAGGAAGUGGGAACCCUUCAAAGAAACCCUCAGUUGUGGUUCUUUGGGAAGCAAAAUCUUAAUGACCACACGUAAGAAGAAUGUUGCAGUUAUAAUGGGUUGCACUACUUUGUUCCCACUAGGGAAGUUGCCCAAAGAAGAAUGUUGGCUUUUGUUUAGUCGGAUAGCCUUUUAUGGAAGGACUAGCAGAGAAUGCCGGAUUUUGGAAGAUUGUGGUAGGAAAAUUGCAGCCAAAUGCCAAGGAAUGCCACUUGCUGUGAAGACUAUUGGGGGUCUAAUGCGCUUCAAAAGAACUAUAGAACAAUGGCAAAGUGUUUUGAAUAGUGAAAUAUGGGAGCUGAAGGAAGCUGAAAGAGGUAUUUUCCCUCCCUUAUUGUUGAGUUAUUACGAUUUGGCCCCUGCUUUAAGACAAUGCUUCUCAUAUUGUGCCAUAUUUCCUAAAGACUAUGUGAUAGAGAAAGAUAGGCUGAUCAAACUAUGGAUGGCGCAAGGUUUCCUUAAGGAGAAGCAAAGCAAAGAUAUGGAAAUCCUUGGUCAAGAUUAUUUUGAAGACUUAGCAAUAUGCUCUUUUUUUCAAAACUUAGAAAGAGAUGAUGAUGGUAACAUAAUUAAAUGCAAAAUGCAUGAUAUAGUCCAUGACUUUUCCCAGUUUCUGACAAAGGAUGAGUGUUUCAUGGUAGAAGCCAGUGGUGUUGGACAGUCCAAGGUAGAUACUUACAGUGAAAAAGGUCAUCAUUUAAUGUUGGUGCUUGGAGAGAAGGUCACAUUUCCUACCUACCUUUAUAGUAUUAAACAAUUGCGUACGCUCCUUGUUGAACCAAGCAAUUUUUAUGGUUCAAUAAUGAGUGAAUCCUUACCCAAGUUGUUUAAUCAGUUGACUUGCCUGAGGACGUUGGACUUGAGUAUGAAAUAUCAUACUACCUUUGGUAGUUCAAUCACAGAAAUUCCUAAAGAGAUAGAAAAUUUGAUUCAUUUGAGAUACCUUAACAUGAGUAACAAUGGUGAUUUAGAAGAAUUGCCAGAUGCAUUGUGUGAACUAUAUAACUUACAAACCUUGGACCUCAGUUUUUGCAAAAAGCUGAAGAGAUUACCAAAUGGAAUUGGAAAACUAGUAAACUUGAGGCAUCUUAAGAAUUACGGUACUUGGAGAGUAAGGUCCAUGCCUAAAGGAAUGGAGAAAUUAACAUGUCUUCGAACACUAAGGGAGUUUGCAUUGGGGGAAGGUGGCAGUAAUUGUGAAACAUCUUCAAUUGGGAAAUUGGGAAGCUUGAACCACCUUCGAGAUUAUCUUGAGAUUAGAGGAUUGGGAAAUGUGAGAGAUGUGAAUGAGGCCAAGGAAGCAAAACUUCAGAGCAAGGAAUGCCUCCUUAAUCUGUUAUUAAAAUUUGAUAUGGAUGAGGAAAAUGCGGAAGGGAGGAUACCACAUGGCGAUGCACUUGUUCUUGAAGCCUUACAGCCACCUCCAUACUUGGAAUGUUUAGAGAUACAUAACUACAGAGGCCCCAGCAUAUUGCCAAGUUGGAUGUUGGCAUUGACUAACCUAAGGCAUCUUGCAGUGUGCUCAUGCAGAAACUGGGAGAGAUUGCCUCCCUUGGGGAAACUUCCAUUCCUUGAAUCACUUUGGAUCUAUGACAUGAGGAGAGUAAAGAAAGUGGGAGUUGAAUUUUUAGGGCUGGAAAGAGACGAGGAACAACCAUCUUCAUCCUCAUCUAUUAUUCCCUUCCCGAAUCUGAAAAGACUUGAAAUUCAUGACAUGAAUGAUUUGGAAGAGUGGGAAUAUGGGGUGAUUCCUUUCCUAGGCAAGAGAAAAGAGCAAACUACUAUAAUGCCAUGUCUGAAUUUCUUGUUGAUUAACAGAUGCCCGAGGUUGAAGUCACUGCCACACCACCUUCAAAAUUCAAGUAUUGAGACGUUGGAGAUUAGAUGGUGUCCUAUUCUGGAAAGUGGGUUCAAUAUCUCCGGUAUUCCUAACAUCCGAAUAAACUAUAUGGACGUGAAAAGGGAUAGAGUCUGAACUCUUCAUGGGUCCAGAACAUUGCAAACACAAGCAGAGGCUCUGGUUCAUUUGUUUUUACAUUUGUUACUAAUUUACCAAAUUGGAAUGCACAGUCUACAUUUUUGUCUGAAUCAAUGCAAUUUUGGAUAUGUUAAUCUUUUUCUGCAGCUUAUCAUUUGUAAUCUACGUGGUUUAUUAUUGGUGCAAAAUUCAACUGAACAUCAAACUGGUUUGCCCAAUUAGCUGUUGUACUCCCAAGUGCAUUCAAAAUUCAUGUCACAAGAUUUUGAAGUCCAAAUAACUGUGUAGCAGCAUCAAUGCAUGCAUGGUAAUUACUUUGUCUUUUUGAUAGACUUUUAUGGAUUUGUUAUUUAUAUAUAGUUUCUAUUAAAUGGCUUGCAACUCUGCAAAAAAAUAGAAAUUGUUAAAGCCAGUUAAAGCCUUAGAUUGACUGCUGGUUUUCCUGACAUUUUCCACAAAGGUGGUUCGCUGUCAUCAGACUUUACAUUUUACUACUAGCAACAAUUGUGCAAAGUAGAUGCUUAUUGCUGUUCACUUUCCAAGCAGUUGUGAUUCUUGUGGAGGUAUAUAUUGUGAAAUAAUGUCAUUAUUUAUUCCCAAAAUUCUCUGCUCAGUAUAUGUCUGCAUUUACAUCAUUCCAAACAGUGAAUAACGGCUGCCAAGUCUAUUGGAAAGUUUUGAUUACUUGUUUAGUUUGCAAAUUGCAUUGAAUGUAACAAAUAUUAUGAUCUGAAUCCAUCAUGAAAAUAUUUGCAGCCUGCUAAAGACAAACAUGACUUUUUCACAAUGAUUGUUAGUCAUAUCUCUUCUUCCGAGUCUCUUUUUUUAUCCUCAGAGUCUCAUAACAGUGUGCAAUUUAUUGUUUGUUAAUCAAAUCUUCUUGUCAUUAUUCACUCUC